UAGUUCCAACAUGAAGCUGUUCUACCAAAUUAUCCUGGGUCUGGUGCUCAUCUUUGCCAUAAUGAGUUCCGUGACUAACGCCAAAUCUCUGGAGGAUGAUGAUGCUACCGAUGAGUCGGAUGAAUCCCUAAUCGGAGAUGCGGAAUCGAUUGAAUCUUCGCCCCAGGACGUGCAACAGGAUUAUCUCAAUGUGGGAGACUAUGUGCGUCCUCCUCCUCCAUGGUGGUUCUAAAUUUUAAUUAAACAAUUUUUUUUUUAUUUUAAAUCUGUUGUAUUCAAUUACUGUAUUACUAUUCCAUAGGACUACAUGUUUUGCUCGAUUAAUAAAC
Messenger RNA from Drosophila elegans, 329 nucleotides. RefSeq lists its product as uncharacterized. The record is from RefSeq and is a predicted model, not a curated record. The transcript has a single exon. Bases 11 to 232 code for a protein of 73 amino acids. Lineage: Eukaryota; Metazoa; Arthropoda; Insecta; Diptera; Drosophilidae.